GAAGCGGCUGCUGGUGCGGCUGGGAGUGGGCCCGGGCGGCCGGCGGUGGCUGCCUGUGGGGCCGGGAGGGUCGCGGCUGAGGAGCGCGGAGCGCGGCUUCUGAUGAAACCACAGCUAGGACUGGAGGAGCUGUUGAACCCUUCCUUGGUCGAAACCUUUUGACUCUUCAAGCUUCCUUCAGGAAGCUUCUCAAAGCAGGAGGAGGGGGAGAAGAAGCUGCCAGCUGUCACAGAGAAUACACCCCGCUGUGGAAGCAGGGUGGGGAAUCAGGAAGGCUAGAGGAAGUGACUGCAUGUGGACUUUUGAGACAAAAUGCUUUCUUUGAAGAAAUAUUUCACAGAAGGUCUCAUCCAAUUCACCAUUCUACUCAGCUUGAUAGGCGUUCGUGUGGACGUGGAUACCUACCUGAACUCACAGCUUCCCCCUCUGAGGGAAAUCAUUCUAGGCCAGAGCUCUGCUUACACCCAGACCCAGUUCCACAACCUUCGGAACACCUUGGACGGAUAUGGCAUCCAUCCGAAAAGUGUAGACCUGGACUAUUAUUUCACAGCCCGCAGGCUUCUCAACCAGGUGAGGGCCCUGGACAGGUUUCAUGUGCCCACCACUGAAGUAAAUGCCUGGCUGGUGCACAGAGACCCUGAAGGUUCUGUGUCCAGCGCCCAGCCAAGCCCAGCCAUCACCCUAGAGAAUAGCAAUGGCCUGCAAGAUGGGACCAGUCCUGACAAUGGCGUGAGGGAGAGUGGACCUGAACAAGGAUUUGGUGAAGAAUUGGAAGACCUAGGAGCGGUGGCUCCUCCAGGGAAUGGAGACUUGACCAAAGAGGACAUCGAUUUGAUUGACAUCCUGUGGAGACAGGAUAUUGAUCUCGGCGCUGGGCGAGAGAUUUUUGACUACAGCCAUCGCCAGAAGGAGAGCGAAGUGGACAAAGAACUGAGUGAUGGGAGGGAGCAUGGGGACAGCUGGAGGAACGGAGGGAACGAGACCUUGGAUAGAAACCUGCUAGUUGAUGGAGAAACGGGGGAGAGUUUCCCUGCACAGGUGCCUGGCGUGGUGGAUCAGACGGCCCUGUCGCUGGAGGAGUGCCUUAGGUUGCUGGAAGCCACCUUCCCCUUUGGGGAGAACUCUGAGUUUCCAGCUGCAGAUGCCUCCCACCUAAACGAAGCUGUGCCUGGUGAAAGCGAGUCUUCAGCUAUCCAGAGCGGCCUCCUGUCUCCUCUUCUGACGGAGACAGAGUCCCCAUUCGAUCUGGAGCAGCAGUGGCAGGACCUUAUGUCUAUAAUGGAAAUGCAGGCUAUGGAAGUGAACAACACAACUGCUGAAAUCCUGUAUAAUGGCACAAAUGGAGACCUGCUGACUGCUAACUACAGUCUAGCUCCAAACACUCCCAUCAAUCAGAAUGUCAGCCUGCAUCAGGCAUCUCUGGGUAGCUGCACACAGGACCUCUCCUCCCUCUUCAGCUCAGAGAUUGAGAGCCCCUCCGUGGCUAGCAGUUCAGCCCUGCUCCAACUGGCUCCUGACAACUCCACUGGCCUCAACACCACCUUUGGGUCUACCAACUUGAGUGGGAUCUUCUUCCCUCCACAGCUGAACAGCACAGUCAACGAGACAACUGGCUCUGAAUUACCAGAUCCAUUAGGGGGUCUUCUAGAUGAAGCCAUGCUUGAUGAGAUCAGCUUGAUGGACUUGGCUAUUGAAGAAGGUUUCAACCCAGUGCAAGCCUCUCAGCUGGAAGAAGAGUUUGAUUCUGACUCAGGGCUUUCUCUGGACUCUAGCCAUAGUCCUGUUUCUUUCAGUAGCUCAGAAGCAUCUUCUUCUUCCUCCUCCUCCUCAUCCUCCUCUUCUUCUUCUUCUUCCUCUUUUUCUGAGGAAGGAGCUGUAGGCUACAGCUCAGACUCUGAAAAUGUGGACUUUGAAGAAACCGAAGGGGCAGUUGGAUACCAACCGGAGUACAGCAAGUUCUGUCGCAUGAGCUAUCAAGACCCAUCAGAGCUACGCUACUUGCCUUACCUGGAGCAUGUUGGUCACAACCACACCUAUAACAUGGCACCUGAGAGCAAGGAGAAACAAUCUGAUUUCCUGGAUAAGCAGAUGAGCCGGGACGAGCACCGAGCUAGAGCCAUGAAGAUCCCUUUCACCAAUGACAAGAUUAUAAACCUGCCAGUGGAGGAGUUCAAUGAACUUCUCUCCAAGUACCAGCUCAGUGAGGCACAGCUGAGCUUGAUCCGGGACAUCAGGAGGAGGGGCAAGAAUAAAAUGGCUGCCCAAAACUGCCGUAAGAGGAAACUGGACACCAUCCUGAACUUGGAACGGGAUGUGGGAGACUUGCAGAGGGACAAGUCCAAACUGCUCAGGGAGAAGGUGGAAUUUCUCAAGUCCAUUCGCCAGAUGAAACAGAAGGUGCAAAACCUGUACCAGGAAGUGUUUGGGCGCCUGCGUGAUGAGAAUGGCCAGCCCUACUCUCCAAAUCAAUACUCCCUACAGUAUGCCAGCGAUGGCAGUGUUAUCUUGAUACCUCGUGCCUUGGCCGACCAGCAGGCCAGGCGGAAGGAGAGAAAACAGAAAGACAGGAGGAAGUGAGCCAGGGGGAGGAGGAGGGAGCUCACUGAAGUUAGACACUGGAGAAGGGCUGAGCCUGGAAGUACUAAAGGAACUUUCAUGCCUUCUUAUCCAAUAUAUCUUCUCAAAUGUGACUGCUGCCGGUCAGUGUACAGGAAGAGACUGCUGCACGUGGAGGGUGCAGGACCUGCACUUUGAAUUUCUGAUGGCUCCCAUCAGGGAGUGACUGGGGAGGAACACACAGUGAACUGGGUGAGCCCAGCUCCCUCUACAACCUGGAAUCCUUUGAGUAUGGGGAAUAAGCUGGCAUCCUUGGUGGUGAGAAUCUGCAGAAGAUGGAGAAACUACUGUUUAGGAACUGGCUUCAAAAAAGAUUUAAGCAACUGAACUUAGUUUUAGGAGAGACAUUUUUCUGAACUUCCAAAGUUCUGUGACUUCAGGUAGUUGGUUUUUUUUUUUUUUUUUUUGGUUUUUUUUUUUCUGAACCAGUUUUGACAUUGGUGUGUGAUAAAACCUGACUUAAUUCCAGAUUAACCAGUUUCCCUUCCUAGAUCAGACCAGUGCAUACAUGGAAACACAAAGUGGUGUGACUUUCAUUAACUCUUUCCAGUCUGAGGAACCUUAGAUGGGGAUGGGAGAGCUCUUAUCUUACCGUCUCUAGAGCUGUAAUCCUCAUGUGCAGUGGACCUUAGCAGCUGCGCUACAGCUUUGGGGUAGGUGGAUCUGGAAAGGGUUGAUAGAACCAAUGUGAUGAUGUAUCCCCCACAAAACUCAGAGCAUGUCACUGCCAAUUAGCCAGCACCAUGGCAUUAGAUGAUGGCAAGCAGUAGCCUGCAUGCAAACACUGUCUUCUCCCACUGACUGGCUGAGGAACCAGGGUGGAAAGGGGUGGGUGGGCUUGGGUCUAAAGCUUGUCUGCAGCCAGUUCCUUUCCAGCUGCAGCAGCUUUGGGAACUGGCUGCUGGAUGGCCUGAAAGGAGGCGCAUGUGGGGUUGAGGUGUAGCAAUUCUGGUUGGUAUAGAGCACAAUAGGGGGAGCAAGUGGUUCCUCCCCACGAAGUGGGCUUGUCACUUAUAGAAAUAGACAUUGGUUAGGAUUCCUGUUUCUCAGCCAUGCUUUGUUUUCCAGGGCUUCAGCCCUGUUUUCCCAAUAAGCUCUAGAGCGCUUGUGUUGAGUGAAAGAGAGAAGCCCCAAUGUUCAAAGCUGCUC
This is a messenger RNA of Gopherus flavomarginatus (Mexican gopher tortoise), 3765 nucleotides long. It is a transcript of the gene NFE2L1, whose product is annotated as NFE2 like bZIP transcription factor 1. Lineage: Eukaryota; Metazoa; Chordata; Testudines; Testudinidae. Gene Ontology annotation, cellular component: nucleus. The record is from RefSeq and is a predicted model, not a curated record. Gene Ontology annotation, molecular function: RNA polymerase II cis-regulatory region sequence-specific DNA binding; DNA-binding transcription factor activity, RNA polymerase II-specific. Gene Ontology annotation, biological process: regulation of transcription by RNA polymerase II. The transcript has 7 exons. The coding region runs from base 313 to 2577 and encodes 754 amino acids.